Messenger RNA from Neogale vison (American mink), 1467 nucleotides. RefSeq names its product small integral membrane protein 14-like. Lineage: Eukaryota; Metazoa; Chordata; Mammalia; Carnivora; Mustelidae. Gene Ontology annotation, cellular component: endoplasmic reticulum. The record is from RefSeq and is a predicted model, not a curated record. The transcript has a single exon.
CGGAAGCGCCAGACGGUCUUUCUGCCGGGCCUUGCUCCCGGCCCCCAUCCUCCCCGCCCGGUCUGUUGUCUGGACGAUUUCAAACAGUCGAGUUAAAUCAGGCUGGGCAAUCAUGGCAGAAGGUGGAUUCGAUCCCUAGUAAUGUGUUUGCUCUCAUGAACAUGCAGUGAGAAGGCUGAUCAAUCUGUUGAGGCAGUCCCAGCCCUACUGCACAGACACGGAAUGUCUUCAGGAAUUACCAGGGCCCUCUGGUGAUAAUGGCAUCAGUAUCAUCGUGAUCUUCAUGGCCUGGAUGGUUAUUGCAGUGAUCUCGUUCCUACUGAGACCUCCUCAUCUAAGAGGAUCCAACCUAACUGGCAAGCCAACUAGUCCUCAUAAUGGACAAGAUCCACCAGCCCCUCCUGUGGACUAACUUUGUGAUAUGGGAAGUGAAAAUAGUUAACACCUUGCACGACCAGAACACUCUUAACCUCAUUAGACUGUUUCUCCUUUUACAUCUGCAAUCUGGGAUGGUAUUGUUUUCAUGAGCUUCUGGAAAUUUCACUCACGAGCUGCUUUUUGCUUCCUGUGUUAUCAUCAUUCCUUUUUACAGUAUAUUUGAGUAAAUGAUGAUAUUGAAAAAGUUACAUGGGCUUUUUUGGUUGUCCUAAACUUAAACAUUCCACUCAUUCUAUUUGUAACUGUGAUCAGAAUUUUUUUGUGAUGAUUUCUGGCCUGAUGGAAGGAAAUUUGAGAUCCUGCCUUUAAAUAUUUUAAAUAGUUUUGAUAGGUUUUUAGAAUUGCUUUUUUCCCCCGUAAGGUAUUUAUAAAGUUACUUGGUGUUCUCUUAGAUUGUAUGAAAAAGAAUUAGGACCACACUGUAUUUACAUUUACCUUAAUAGUUUAUUUGUGGUUGUCAGUUUUUUCUAAUUCUUGGGACUGUGGCAGCCUUUGGAAUAUUUUCCAGAUCUGUGCCCUCCACUGCAACUGGCUUAUGUGGCUAGAAAAAGAGGGGAGAAGAAAUGAAGUAGUUGUUUACUAAGUUUUUCAUUCCUACAAAAAUGUCUAAUAUUAUGAGAACUUUAAAUAAGCAUGAUUUAAUAUGGUGGAUGAUUUACAGUCCAUUAUAGCCUUAUAAGACUCAUGAAAGGAGGAAAAAGGUUAACGCUUUCUGCCUUUGCCAGGUCUAUUCUAUACAGUAAUAAUUAAAGCUAUAAUUCAUUUGUUAAAUGGGUGCCUCUCAGGAACCUUUCUGGUUCUAACACUUCCCUGUGAAUGGAACUCUCUGAAAGCUGUAUUGGGGACCUAUUUGGUUACCGACAUUUGAAUGUUGUUUACUUAUUUAGCCUAUUUUUUUCUGUGAAGAAAAAAUUGAGUCUUUUGUUUCCCAUCUGACUUCAGAAAUAUUUGAUGGUUUACUCCAAGGGAAAAAGAGGAAAAUGAAAAAGCAGUCAAGGAUCUUUUUCUCAUCCCAUAUCUCAUUCUUUU